Hibiscus syriacus is the source of this 1326-nucleotide messenger RNA. Its product is annotated as IST1-like protein. The record is from RefSeq and is a predicted model, not a curated record. NCBI's taxonomy places the organism in Eukaryota, Viridiplantae, Streptophyta, Magnoliopsida, Malvales, Malvaceae. Gene Ontology annotation, biological process: protein transport. The transcript is spliced from 7 exons. The coding region runs from base 52 to 1290 and encodes 412 amino acids.
UUGCGAUUAAAUAAACCAUUCUUCCUUCCUCUCUUCUAUUCUGCAAGGGCCAUGACUGUUGCCACCGCCGCCGCCGCCCAUUCCAAGAAGCUGAUGAAGCUUACUCUCUCCCUCUUUGGCAAUGGUUUCAACUCCUCCAAAUGCAAAACAGCGGCCAAAAUGGCGGUUGCGAGGAUAAAGCUACUCAGGAACAAGAGACAAGUGGUGGUGAAGCAAAUGAGGCGUGACAUCGCCCUGCUUCUUCAGUCCGGUCAAGACGCCACUGCCCGCAUUCGAAUUGAGCAUGUCAUAAGAGAACAGAAUGUUUUGGCUGCAAAUGAGUUCAUUGAGCUCUUUUGUGAGUUAGUUGUAGCCAGGCUUUCCAUCAUUAAAAAGCGAAGGGAAUGCCCUGCUGAUCUAAAAGAAGGGAUUGCUAGUUUGAUAUUUGCGUCCCCAAGAUGUGCUGAAAUCCCAGAGCUGAUAGAAAUCAGAAACAUUUUUGAGAAGAAAUAUGGAGCAGAUUUUGUAGUUGCAGCCACUGAUCUGCGACCCAACUGCGGUGUUAAUCGCUUGCUGAUUGACAAGCUCUCGGUGAAAACACCUACAGGUGAAGCAAAAUUGAAAGUCAUGAAGGAAAUAGCUAAGGAGCACAAUAUAGAAUGGGAUAUAUCUGAAUCAGAAAAGGAGCUGCUCAAACCUCCUGAAGACCUUAUAGAGGGGCCACGUUCAUUCGUUAGUGCUUCCAGCUUACCUGUGAAACAUGCUACAGUUCCGUUCCCUGAGCCGAAAGAGUUGACGACCAGAGGGGAAGAGGACCCUGUUCGUUUUAAAAACACUGUUGCAGCCGCUGAAGCUGCUGAAGAAUCUGCGAAAAGAGCAAUUGCUGCAGCACAAGCUGCUGCAUAUUUGGCCAACCGGAACAGUAAUCUAUUUAGUGAAGCCUCCGGUUGUGUUAACUCCACUCUUGGAUUCGUUCCAACCAAUCCUCCUGGACCUAGGGGAAUCAAUGAAUCUCGGAGUUUCGGAACGUUUUUCGCUCCAAGUAGUGAGGAAGUAAGACCCAGCAACGAUGAAGGUGGGAAGACCUGGAGGAGACACAGCUACAAUAAUGCCCCUCCUGCAUAUUCAGACAUAAAGUUUGAUGAAUCAGAUUGUGAUGAAGAAAUAGAAGCAGAAGAUGAUCUUCCACCUCCAGUAUCUCAUGAUGAUAAACGUGAUUCUUCUAUUCAUCGUGUUCACCCGAAAUUGCCGGAUUAUGAUGAUCUUGCAGCUCGUUUUGAAGCUCUCAAGUUCCGCAAAUCACUACCAUGAGAAUUAUAUUAUUGGAAUUCGGAUAUUAUAUUGUUA